Molecule: messenger RNA, 1593 nt
Organism: Colletotrichum gloeosporioides
Lineage: Eukaryota; Fungi; Ascomycota; Sordariomycetes; Glomerellales; Glomerellaceae
Exons: 1
Coding region: 1-1593 (530 amino acids)
Source: RefSeq, a predicted model, not a curated record
AUGCUGAGCGGCACGUGUUUCCGGCUGUCCCUAGUGGUCGCCGUUUUCCUGAUCGCCGCGAUAUUCCUCGUCCCCCAGCUCCCCCACGUCGGCUACAAUCCUCCCACCCCGGUGAACAACCAUGCGCCAACAGCGCCGGCCAAAGACGCCGCCAACAACGCGAACAAGGGCGGUAACGAUGUUGCUGCCACGAUCUCCUCGACCGCUGCCGCCGUGACGGCAUCGUCUGCGCCCUCGAAACCAGUAACACCGGCAUCCGACCCGGCCAAAGAUGCGCAACCAACAUCCAAGACGCCGUCGAAGCUCGAAGCCGGCCAGACGCUUUCCCCCUUCCACUUGACCUCCCCGUCCGGCCGCUACUCCCUCCGCCUCCUCGACAGCGGCGCCCUCUCCCUCACCGACACCAAGACCGAGGCCGAGCUCUUCACCUCCGACACCGAAUACCACUGGCCCGUCUCGUGGCAGGUCGAGCUCACCCAGGAGGGCGUCCUGAUGCUCUCCUGGUCCAACUCGACGGCCGCCCCCUACGGCGCCACCCCGUGGAUCUCCAACCUUCUCCCCGACUGCGCCUCCGUCGACUCCAGCGACGGCGCCGAAAAGCCCGUCCUCGAGCUGCUCGACAGCGGCAAGCUGCACAUCCGCGCCGGCUCCAAGACCACCUGCACCCUCCACCGCGCCGCCGACGACAUGGGCCGCGCCGCCAUCGUCUACACCGGCUUCCUGCGCACCUACCUCCAGACCUGCAAGGCGCAGAACGACAAGCUCGUCAAGACCUGGACCGGCUCCGGCGGCGUCGACGUCCACGUCUUCACCUACGACACGGACGUCUACGACGCCGCCGGCGACAAGGACACCUCCGACGAGGCGACCAUCGGCAAGAACCUCCGCGCCUGCUUCGGUGACGCCCUCAAGACCGUCGUCGUCAAGAAGCUCGACGACGUCAAGGAGAAGGCCGUCGACCCGCCCGACGUCCUCGUCAAGGCCUGCGGCGCCGACAAGCUCAACCACCAGCUGAGCCAGUGGAAGGCGCUCUACCUCGCCGCGCAGCAGGUCCAGCGCUACAUGGUCGAGAAGGGCGUCUCGUACGACUACAUAUACAAGGGCCGCCUCGACCUGCAGUUCUGGGGCGACGGUUCCCCCGCACUGUCAUCGCUAAAAGUGCCCGACAACGGCAUCCUCGCCCCACGCGUCGCGCUCGACUGGACCUGGUACUCGAUGCUGCACGACGGCGAGCUGCGCGCCGGCGUCACCGACAUCACGGCCUUCGGCCGCCCCAACGCCAUGUUCACGUACCUGUCCCUCUACCGCGAGUUCGUCAACCUGCGCACCGUCGAGAAGGAUGGCGGCCGGUGGAAGGCGUUCAACACGCACUCGCGGGAGAAGACGUUUAGCGGGCAGGAGCCGUGUACGCCCGAGGGCAUCCUGGCGUACUGGCUCAAGAUCAACGGGAUCGCCGUCAAGACGGAGUGGCGGUUCCAGAUGGGCCUGUUGCGGAAGAACGGGGAGGUCAUUUUUACCUGUCCCGAAGGCCGAGGGUGGCUGUGUCCUAACUUCAUCCCGAACGUGAACCAGGAUGGCACGUUCUCGUCGUAG